AUGACAAAAGAUCCGAGUGCAAUAUUCGAGGUAGACAUAAUUGGACAUGAAGUAAUUGAGAAGCAUGUGGUAAGCAGUUUUCCUUAUGAUUCAUUCUGAUUUUAGGAAAUUGAGGUGUUUUAUGAUUAAAAUCCUUUAAGAAGGGUUGAUUGUUUAAAGGUGUAUAUUAGAAUAUUAUGUAAAUUUAAUAUUUAACUUAUUAACAAAAUAUAUUGCACUAUAACAAAAUAGAUAAAUUUAUGAGAUUCACAAGUUGAAUAAUGUAUUUUGCAGGAAUACACGGUGCAAUGUAAUCAAUCUGGUCGAAUAUGGACGGUAAAACGGAGGUAUAGAGACUUUGAACAGCUGAAUGGUGAGCUAGAGCCGCUGGGCGUAAACUUAGAGCUGCCACCAAAGAAAUUCUUCGGAAAUACCAAUGAAGAGUUUAUUACAGAUCGACAGGUGAAGUUACAAGUAAGAAUUGAGGAAUUAAAGAAGUUUUAAUGUUUUAUUACCAACAAGGUUAACAUAAGUGUUUGAUGUUUUAGAUGGUGUUUUUACAAUUUGAAGUGGUCAUUAGACUUUGAAAUGGGCCUUAUUAUCACUUAAAUAAGUUAUCUGAGUUUUGAAAUUUUGAUUUUAGGACUUUCUCCGGCGUGUGUCUUGCCAUCCUUUUCUGUUUUCUUCUCCUACAGCUGCUCAGUUCUUUGAGCUUUCAGAAGAAUGUCUGAGAAGUGAGUUUAAAGCACUUUGCGCAUCUAUCUUACAAUUUUUAGUUAUACCUGUAAAAUGACUGGACUUUAUUAUCUAAAUACGUUAUACAAUUUCUAAUUAUCAAAUUUUAAAGGACUAAUUAGAUCAAAUACUUUAUCUUCCAGAUUACGAGAAUAAUAUUUUGUUUGCUGCCCGGAAUAACCCUACGUAUCGACUGAAACGCCUGUGGCAUGCUUGUGGAUGGAGGUACUACAAGAUGCAUGCCGAACUAACAGAUUCAGAACCGCAUAAUGAGAAUGACUACGUACUAACCUGGAUGUCAUAUGGACCAGAUGCUCAUUCGACUGAUUUGAGGAAACGAGCUGCCAUUACUAACGAAUGUUUCAAGUUUCUGAAAGGACUGCCUAGCAAUUAUUUUGUGAAGAAUGUGUUGGCCAUGGCUGACGAGAGAGGUGUGCAUACGAUCAGCCACAAGUUGAAGAAGGGCAAUAUGAGGGAUUUUACUUUUAUGGUUAGUUUAGUCAUGGUUUAAUGUUAAAAAAAAGAGAUUUUUUAAAUUUUUGAAGGUUUAUAUAUAUAAAUAAUGUCAUUUAAAUCACUUAUUUCUUACUCAAAUGGCAUAAUCUAGUAAUAACUUGGCAAAUUCAAGUGUAAGAUGGACUCUAUGGUAGAAUAUGUUAUGUUUAUCAUUCUGCUUCGACAUAAUUUUAUUUUCAGGUAUCUCCAAAAGACUCAUUUUUGAAAAAGUAUCGAUUAGGCACAGUUAAUAGCGUGUUUAACGACGUUUACAUGAUAAAAGAGAUGACAUUCUUCACGCGACAGUUAAUAGAAAUAAUCAAGGUUUUUGAUUCCAUUGAUUAUCCAUUUUGUAAGUUAUUAAUUUAUAUGUAAAAGCUACUUUUAAAUGAAAAUUGUUUGUAAUAUUGCUGUUUUUAGGUAACAAUUUUGAAAAUUUUUUUAUAUUUUGGUUUACUUUUAAUUUUGUAAACCUUCUAUCAGUAUAAACCAUAAACUUGCAUGAAUUAAUUUAAUACUCUUAUUUACAGACAACUUUCAUUGUGGUAACAUUGUCCUCUCUACAAAUGGGUCAAUCAGCCUUAUGGACUACGAAUUUGCUCUAACUGGCCAUUCAAAUAGUGACAGAGAAGCCUUGAAACGUUCCAAAGCCAAAACCGUGCAAGAAAUGCGUAUCUUUCAUCUAGGUGCUACGAUAUACGAGUUUCUGACCGGCUCCAUUACCGUACCAUACCCAGAAGACAUGGACGAGUUGUACGAAUAUUUCCCAAAGGAAUUCCGCCAAAUAUUGGCAUUGAUUUUUGGACCCGGUGCUCAAAUGCCAACAACAGAUCAGCUUUUGUCACUGCCAUUGUUUAGAGAUUGUGUGACAGUGCCUGUACUGGAUGGACUGACCUUUCAAAUACCAAAACAUGUACAGAAUUACUUUAAAGAGAUGUGCGCAAGGAUAGAAAGGAGGUUGGAGGAGGAGAGGAGUGAGGUAAGGGAAUUUAUGUGGUUUGUGGUACAGAUUAUUAUUUGUAUAGUAGUAUUAUAAUUUUUAUAUUAGGUUGUUCAAAUAAUUCUGCCCUCUGUAAUUCUAACAAAUUUGCUUUGCGAAGGGGCACAGGAUUAUUUGAACAAUCUACUUGUAUAGAACUUGCAAAAAUGGUAUAAAAGUUGCUUUAGGCUUCUCUUCGGGGUUGCUUUUGGAAUUAGAAAAUUGAGCGGGGUAUUGGGGGGUGAUUAUUUCUUUUGAAUUUGAAAAUACAAUGCCUGAUUUAGCUUCGGCUAGCCAAAGAAAGAGCAAAAGUUCAAAUGCAUUUGUUUUCUGACGCUGAAAAGCAACGUCGACGCAACAUAAUUCAAGAACAUUUGAAGAAAAUGGAAACAAAAUAA
Messenger RNA from Bursaphelenchus okinawaensis, 2586 nucleotides. Lineage: Eukaryota; Metazoa; Nematoda; Chromadorea; Rhabditida; Aphelenchoididae. The record is from the annotation of a GenBank genome assembly.